GGUUGUUACUGGAGAAUAAAUAAACUUGGAAGGUAUCAACUGACCAAUCAGAAUUAAGUACAAUUAGACAUCCAUGUAAUAAAAAAAGAGUAAUUUUAUCCAGAAGAGUCUGAUUUUUGUAUGUUUAACCCUUUAGAAAUGGCACAAAUGCUAUAUUUCAGACUUUUCAUUGCUCUCUGUUCAUUAUCUGAAUGCAUUCCUCACCGCUAUCACUAUAUAAAUAUAAGUAUGAACUGGACUGAAGCUCAGAGUUACUGCAGAGAGCACUACGCUGAUCUGGCCACAGUCGACAACAUGAACGACAUGAAACAGCUGAUGAGUCAAGUAUAUAACAGCGGGGAUAUUGGCGUCUGGAUUGGACUGAACAAUACAGGUGUUUAUAAGUGGAAAUGGUCUAUGGGUGAUCCUGUAAACUAUACAAACUGGGAAACAAAGGGUGAGGCUAAUGGUAAUUGUGUAUAUAUGAUAAGUGGAAUAUGGCGUCAUCAGUACUGUGGUCAGACGUCAAGGUUCAUCUGUUACAAUGAGACAAUCAAUGAAUACAUCUAUGAAACUUCUAAUAAAACCUGGAGAGAUGCUCAGAUCUUCUGCAGACAGAAUUAUACUGAUCUGGCGAGUGUGAGGAACCAGAAUGAGAGUGAACAGAUUCAGAAGAUCAUUAAUAACAAUCAGACAUCUGUCUGGAUCGGUCUGUUCAGUGAUUUAUGGGAGUGGUCAGAUAAGAGUGACUCCACCUUCAGAUACUGGAUGACUGAUCAACCCAACAGUGGUACUAAUGAAAAAUGUACAGAAGUUAAAAUGUAUAAUCAGGGUCAUUGGAAUGAUGCAGUUUGUAGUAACUCUCAGACUUUUGUGUGUCAUGAAGAUAAGCUGGUAUUGAUCAAUGAGAGUCUGAGCUGGUCUGAUGCUCUGACUUACUGUAGACAGCAUCAUGUGGAUUUGGUUUCGGUUGAUUCAGAGGAGAUUCAGUGCUGGGUGUCAGGAUUGGUUAAAAAGGCCUCUACUCCAGAGGUGUGGUUGGGGUUACGUCACUCCUGUGCUCUGGGCGUUUGGUUCUGGAUGAAUGGACAGAUGGUUUGCUAUCAGAAUUGGGUGAACAGUACAGUAGAUAAGAGCUGUGACACUGUGAGAUCUGGAGCAGUUCAGUCUGGAGGAGAUCAGCGCUGGAUCAGCCUUCCUCAAACUAAACAACUCAGCUUCCUCUGCACCAGAUAUGAAGACUGA
Misgurnus anguillicaudatus (oriental weatherfish) is the source of this 1224-nucleotide messenger RNA. Lineage: Eukaryota; Metazoa; Chordata; Actinopteri; Cypriniformes; Cobitidae. The record is from RefSeq and is a predicted model, not a curated record.